UUUUUCAAGAAGUCAAAGCCAAGUGUCACAAGUGACAAGUCGGUUUAUUUACGUGAAAGAUCUCGGGGGAAAGAUUUUUUGCCUGCACCUCGAACAAGAAGUUUUCUUAAACUAUCUUUCUUUAAAAACUUAUUUUAAAUCUUAGUAAGAUUCUUUGUUUCAUUAACAUGCAAUAUUUGUCAUAAUUAAGAAAAAUUAAAGCAAUCGUAUUUUGCUGAGCGAAGGUGUGAAUAAUUGAGAGAGAGAGAGGCUGUGACAAAGGAAAAUCAAUAAUUUUAUCAAAUAAAAUCAGUGAAUUAUUGUGAAGUAACUCAACGGCUGUUAAAUGUAUCAAAUAAGUCUAUGAUAGUUUGCAUAAAUUAUACCAAUUACUAUAUUUAAAAUCUGUGACGUAUUGCCUGAUUAAAGAUCCAGGCCUGUGAUUAUUGUUUUCUGUGCGGCAAUUCCUCCUUUACGUGGGUGUUAUUUUUUGCUCGGUGUCUCGCGUGUGUAAUGUUUUGACGCAAACAGCUCUGCUGCUGCAUUCAGUGGUUGUCGCAGACCGGCAGAAAAUUCUUGCCAUUUAACAUUCAUAGCACACGGCGGCUUAGUGUUUUUUUCUGCCGAAAUCUUUUCGAAAUAACACCCAACAUACAUACCAUUAAUCGAAGAGAGAGCGGCGACAAAAGAAUUGAAAAAUUAGUGUGCGAGUGUGUGGCGUGCGUGUAUCUGCCGGCUGUUUUAUUCACCCCUCUUUUUUGGCAUAAAUCCGGCUCCCUACCAUCCAUCAUCACGGAUUUCGAACAACGUUUGUAACAUUCAUCCCUUCAGCCGUUUAUUUUGGCACCAUCAUGACUUUGGUACAGCAGCUGAUGAAUUACAAAUACUUGGACAAAGAGCAUCUAAAUGGCUUCGAUAAUUAUAAGUAUAGUGCACGCGAUACCUCACCGCUGAGCGUUUAUGUUAUGCAUCCCUUUUGGAAUUGGAUUGUCAAGUUCUUUCCGCGAUGGCUAGCACCAAAUGUCAUGACUUUUCUGGGAUUCCUGUGUACAGCUUUAAAUUUCUGCCUGCUCUCCUACUAUGAUUGGAAUUUCUAUGCUAGUUCCGAUCUGGAGGGCUCUACACCCAUACCCUCUUGGGUGUGGCUGUGCACGGCCGUAAAUAUCUUUUUGGCCUAUACACUGGAUGGCAUUGAUGGCAAGCAGGCUAGACGCAUAGGCCUAUCGGGACCCUUGGGUGAACUCUUCGAUCAUGGAUUAGAUUCGUACACAGCUGUAUUGAUACCGACGUGUCUGUAUAGUAUAUUUGGUCGUUCGCCCAUCUAUUCAGUUGCUCCCAUACGUAUGUACUACGUAUGUUGGAUGGUGUUCUUUAAUUUCUAUGUUUCCCAUUGGGAAAAAUACAAUACGGGCGUUCUAUAUCUGCCCUGGGGCUACGAUCUCAGCAUGUGGGGCUCUACAGCUAUGUACCUGGUCACAUGGUGGUGCGGUUAUGAAUUCUGGAAAAAGGAACUGCCUUUUGGUAUACCACUGGGUAAUGCCAUGGAAUUUCUAUUGCAUUUUAGUGCCAUGGCCAAUACACCGAUGGUGGUGGUGAAUAUAUACAAUUCUUAUGUUCAGCGUACUGGCAAAAUGCGUACUUUAAAGGAAGCCAUUCGACCCGUAUGGCCCUUAUUGGCUUUCAUGGUGUUGUUAUUGGUGUGGCCUUUUAUCUCACCCAAUGACAUCAUGGAAAAGGACCCCCGAGUCUUGUUCAUGUUGAGUGGCACCAUAUUUUCCAAUAUCAGCUGCCGUCUGAUUGUUGCUCAAAUGUCUAAUACACGCUGUGAAAGUUUCCAUUGGAUGACACCGAUUUAUGUGCUCUUUAUAGCUUUGGGUUUAUGGAUACCCUUUCUUGAACGUUUCCUCUUGUAUGUCCUGUUUAUACUGACGACAUUAAGCCAUUGGCAUUAUGGUGCCUCAGUGGUCAAUCAGAUGUGCGAACAUUUCAACCGAAUUUGUUUCAGUGUUCAUAUGCGAAAGCCCAUGGUGGAUAAGGCCAAAAGCAAUGGUCAAAGCUCAACUGCCUCAAUGAUGGCUACAACAAAUAAUGUGACAACAGCAGCAUCUGCAAAUGCUGCUUCCUCAACAUCACCAUCAUUAUCAUCACAAAUAUCUUCCAGUUUACCAGCAUCCUCGGAAAAAUUAGAAUAAUACAUUUUUAAUGUUUAAGAUUAUUUAUUAAAAAAAAUUGUUUAUAAUUUUAUUUAAAAAAAUGUUAAUUUAUGAAAUUAAUUUUAAUUUAAUUUAGUUAUGUAAUUUAAACAAAACAAUUAAAAAUAAUUUUAAUUUUAAAAUGUCACAAAAGAGAACAAACCAGGAAAAGUAUACAAAAAUGAACCAAAGACAAGUCAAGAUAUUAUCAUCUUCAGUAGUUCAUUUGUUUUCAAUGAGGAGGCUAUAAUUAUAUGAAAAACAACAAAAAAAAACAAUACAAUUUACACUCUAAUAAUGAUAUUUAAUUGAGAUUAUAACAAUGCUGUAAUAGCUUUUUUUAGUGAUUUUGUUUUUGAAUAAUUUGUUUUUGUAUAUGUUUCGCAUAGUAUUAUAACAAAUUUUACCUCUUACGCGCUCUCUGCCUCAUACACAUAUAAAAUAAAAUAAAAAAUAUUUUAAAUAUAUGCUCUAGGUUAAUA
This is a messenger RNA of Stomoxys calcitrans (stable fly), 2653 nucleotides long. Its product is annotated as ethanolaminephosphotransferase 1. Gene Ontology annotation, molecular function: ethanolaminephosphotransferase activity. Bases 831 to 2171 code for a protein of 446 amino acids. Gene Ontology annotation, biological process: phosphatidylethanolamine biosynthetic process. The record is from RefSeq and is a predicted model, not a curated record. Gene Ontology annotation, cellular component: endoplasmic reticulum membrane; Golgi apparatus. The transcript is spliced from 5 exons. NCBI's taxonomy places the organism in Eukaryota, Metazoa, Arthropoda, Insecta, Diptera, Muscidae.